Adineta ricciae is the source of this 1323-nucleotide messenger RNA. The record is from the annotation of a GenBank genome assembly. NCBI's taxonomy places the organism in Eukaryota, Metazoa, Rotifera, Eurotatoria, Adinetida, Adinetidae.
AUGGCUUCUAGUGAAAACAAUGGAAAUGGUUCAAGUGGCUAUGCUGAACUGGUCAAAUCUACAAGAAACAAUCUGAAAAUAAAUAUUGAUGGGUUUUUAUAUGUCAAGGACAAAAACCGCAAUGAUACAUAUUAUUGGAUUUGUGAACGAAAGGGAAAAAAGUCAGGGAAAUGCACAGCAAGAGCUGUUACAAUUUGUGUUGGAACUCAACAUAAAAUUCAUAAAUUUGAUGCUAAUGAACACAACCAUGCUGCAGAAGCAAGCAGAUUUUUUUCAUUAAAAGCAUGCAAUCAAAUGAAGGAACUUGCUGAAAUCACCAAUGAUGCACCUGUACAAAUUAUUACUAAUGUUAUUGCUAAAACACCGCGUGAUAUACAGCCGUGUUUGCCAAAGAAAAAUGCAUUAAGACAACAAAUUAAAAGAGCAAAACGUCUUUGUGAUGAAGAAACAGAACCAAAAUCUCUAAAUGAAUUUACAUUACCUGAUAUAUAUUCUACUACUUUAAGUGGAUUGUCUUUUGCGAAAGACAUCAUUCAUGGAACUGAAAGAAUCUUACUUUUCACAACAACUGAAAAUCUGCGAUGGCUUCAGGAAGCAAAAUUUUGGAUAAUGGACGGAACAUUCAAAACUGUUCCAACUUUAUUUCGUCAGUUAUAUAGUAUACAUGCACCUGCUGGUGGAAAUGUAAAUUUUCAAAUUGUUCCAUUAGUAUAUGCACUUAUGAGUUUGAAAAGUGAAGAAUUAUACCAAAGAUUAUUUCAAACACUCAAUGAAUUAGCUGAAGAAAAUAAUCUGGAAUUGAAUCCACAAUUUAUUCUUACCGACUUUGAAAAAGGUUCAAUCAAUGGAAUCAAAUCAGAAUUUCCAGGUGCUCAAAGCAAAGGUUGUCAUUUUCAUUUGGGGCAGUUGGUAUAUAGACAUGUUCAAGAUGCAGGACUUGCAAAAACAUAUGGAAAUGAUGAAAAAUUCAGUCUACUUAUAAGACAUAUUCCAGCUUUGGCAUUUUUAGAUCCUUUAGAAAUUCCUGAUGCAUUCGAUGCCAUUAAAGAUUUAUUACCAUCUGAUGCUGAACCAAUUUUUCAAUGGUUUGAAGAUAAUUAUGUACAUGGCAAAGUAAAAAGACUGAUGAGAAAUGGAUCAGUCCAACGACACAAUCCAUUAUUUCCACCAUCAAUGUGGUCUGUAUUUGAUAAUAUGGAAUUUGCAUUUCCAAGAACCCAAAAAAAGUUGAAGCAUGGCAUAGACGAUGGGAAACAUUGGUUGGUCGAUCUCAUGUUGGCAUUUUUACAAUUAUCAAGCAAAUUCAAAAGGAACAAAAUAUAG